AUGUCUUUAAUAUCAACUGAAUCAUCCUUGGUCACUGCUUUAAAACCACCUUCAUUAGUGUUCCCAUCAUUGCAUAGUAACAGCCAUACGAAUGCAUCUAAAUAUAGUUCAGCAGAUGCUCCAAACCUGACCUCAAACAACAAUAACAAUGAAGAUCACUCUGCUAACAGCAAGAAUUUACAGUCUUGUAUUCACUAUGCAUCUCGCCUCAUUAAAUUACGCUCUGAAUUGAGAUCACCGUCUUAUAUGAACAGAUCAAACAGCAUCAGCGAGAGUGGUGGUGAUACAAUUGGCCAGUUAUUCUACAAAAGCAAUUGUACCACUUUUGGAAAUGGUCGCAAUGGGCGCAAUAGUUCUUUUUAUGAACUCUCAUCUACUCAUAAAUCAUCCAUUCAUGACCAUAAGGGCAGCAGCAGCAACAGUAGCUACAGUCCAUCUCUACUGAGCGACAUUGGGCGUGCCCAAUCGCUACCCAAUGCCACUCAGCAAUGGAAUCUACAUGGCUAUGAUAAAGAAGACGAGAGUGAAAUUUUUUGGCAUCAUCAUAACAAGAUGAUUGCAGCUAAUACAGCGCUACACAAAGCAGCAGAAGCUGACAAGGAGGAUGAACAGGACGAAGAAGCUUCUCAACUAACCUAUCUUUCUGAUCUGGUGCGCGUUAGUUUACGCCGUCGUCAAACGUACUUUCAUGAAACCAGCGAUCAUUUAGCACUACCACCCAGACAUCACUUUGAUCAUGCACCCAAGGAACCAAGCCCUCGUUCCAUCUCUUUGCGAGACAUGAUCAAUGAAGCCAUCGAUGGGGCCAUACAGUCAACGGGUGCCAAUGACAAUACCACGGCAGAUAAACCGACAAUGCUAAGAAACAGCCAAUCUUUUACGUUAGCAUCUCAACUACUCUUUUAUGCAUCUCAGAAUAGCAACUCUCAGCAGCAGCAGCAGCAGCAGCAGAAGGCCGACCAAGAAAAGGGGCAAGAGCAGCAGCAGCAGCCUCAUCAGGAACAGGAGAAAGACACCCUCUUCUUGGAUACUACUAACGUCAAGAACUCACUUGCGGUUACAAAUGACGAAUUCAAGGAGGUGCUCCCUGCUGAUAGUCAUCAUGGCGCCUUUGAUGAAAAAGUAGAAAUCCCAUCACAAGCGACCACUCGUGCCACUAGUAGUAGUGCUGGUAGUACCUUGAGCCAGUGUAACAAACAAGACACGACGAUGACCAGUACAAUCCCAAUGCCUCAGCCCAGUAAAUCGCGUGACAACAAGAGUCUUUUUAGUUUUAUCAGUAGCGAUAGCGAGCUAGACGCAGAAGAUGACGAUGAUACAAAAACAUCACUAUCUAUACACAGCUUCAACAAGCGCAUUAUUCAAAAGAGAAGACUGCAAAAGAGACCGCAGGCAUUUCUAGUGUCCAUAUCGCCGUCUUCAGCUGCGGCUGCUUCAGUAGCUAGAUCCAGAAGAUCAAAGACAAAGCAGGCCAUGAGAGCGCACCAUCAUUUUAAUAGUCUAUUGCAUUAA
Messenger RNA from Mucor velutinosus, 1512 nucleotides. RefSeq names its product Pre-mRNA-splicing factor cwf19 (gene cwf19). Lineage: Eukaryota; Fungi; Mucoromycota; Mucoromycetes; Mucorales; Mucoraceae. The record is from RefSeq and is a predicted model, not a curated record. Bases 1 to 1512 code for a protein of 503 amino acids. The transcript has a single exon.